AUUGGAAACGGCGACCGCAUAUACAGUUGUUGUCUUGCUCUGAGGGAGAUCUCCUCCGUCCUUCCUCUCCCCAAGAACGUAACCUCGAGCUCCAAUCCACAGUAGACCGACUGACGAUUCAAACCAAAGCUCGCCUCUUUUGACUAGGUUUCAACUCUCUGCCCUGCAAGCGGAGCGCAGUAGCCGACCCUGUUGUAUGAACCCUUCAGCGGGGUCGAGGUGAGCUGUGAGCUUAGGAGAGGCAAUGGAGGGGAGGCGGAUCGCGGCUAGCCCCCGGCCUUGCUCGGGCCGCCGGGUCGUGGCGAAGAAGCGCCCCCGAUCGGAGGGGCUCGUCAACAGCGUCAGGAAGCUCCAGCGGCGCGAGAUUUGCUCCAAGCGGGAUCGAGCCUUCAGCUUGUGCAAUGCCCAGGAGCGCUUCCGUAACAUGCGUUUAAUGGAGGAAUAUGAUACACAUGAUCCGAAAGGACAUCAAUCAGUGGUAUUGCCUUUUCUUAUGAAGAGGACUAAAGUUGUUGAGAUUGUGGCUGCACAAGAUAUCGUCUUUGCUCUUAAUCACUCAGGUGUUUGUGCAGCUUUUAGCCGAGAAACAAAUGAGAGGAUAUGUUUUUUGAACGUGACCCCCGAUGAAGUCAUUCGAAGUUUGUUCUACAAUAAGAACAAUGACUCGCUCAUUACAGUUUCAGUCUAUGCUUCAGACAACUUCAGCUCCUUGAAAUGCAGAUCAACUAGGAUUGAAUAUAUCAGGAGGGGUCAACCUGAUGCUGGAUUUGCUCUCUUCGAAUCUGAAUCGUUGAAAUGGCCUGGGUUUGUGGAGUUUGAUGAUGUCAAUGGAAAGGUCCUCACAUACUCUGCACAGAAUAGCGUAUACAAGGUUUUUGACUUGAAGAAUUAUACAAUGCUAUACUCAAUAUCUGAUGAACAUGUGCAAGAAAUCAAGAUUAGUCCAGGUAUUAUGUUAUUGAUUUUCGAAAGAGCCAGCAGCCAUGUCCCUCUGAAGAUCCUGUCAAUAGAGGAUGGCACAGUGCUCAAAGCCUUCAACCAUCUACUUCAUCGCAAUAAGAAGGUGGACUUCAUUGAACAAUUCAAUGAGAAGCUUCUUGUCAAGCAGGAGAAUGAAAAUCUCCAGAUUCUUGAUGUUCGCAAUGCUGAGCUUAUGGAAGUCAGUAGGACAGAGUUCAUGACUCCAUCAGCCUUUAUCUUCCUCUACGAGAACCAGUUGUUCUUGACAUUUAGGAACCGGAUGGUCUCUGUUUGGAACUUCCGAGGGGAGCUUGUAACAUCAUUCGAGGAUCACCUUCUGUGGCACCCUGACUGCAACACAAAUAACAUUUAUAUAACAAGUGACCAGGAUCUCAUUAUAUCCUACUGCAAAGCUGAUCCAGAUGAUAAGUGGACUGAGAAUGAGGAAAAUGCGGGCUCUAUCAACAUCAGCAAUAUCCUGACCGGCAAAUGCCUAGCAAAGAUUACCGUGGCAAAUGGUGGCAGCCCCGACUGCCAGAGUCGCAGCGGAAAUGGCGGAGGCAGCGGUUGCAAAAAACAGAGACGCUCGCAGAUGAGGAGCACAGUAGCGGAAUCCCUAGAGGACAUAACCGCUCUUUUCUAUGACGAAGAACGGAACGAGAUCUAUACCGGGAACCGCCAUGGUCUAGUUCAUGUUUGGUCUAACUGAGCCCCAGAAUGUAACACCCUGAGAAAUGGACAUAGAAACCCUUUAUAGAGCAGGGCCAUUUCUUAUGGCGAUUCCGCUCUAUGUUGUCAUACCGAAAAUGACUUUAUAGACUCGUCCCUUGUUAGGACAGCCAGGGCUGAGUCCGGGCAAACUUGAGGAUAGAUCGGUCUGUAAGUGUUUGUCUGUUGUAAAAUUAGAUGAUUUUGCUGUUUCAGGUAAUGAGUGUGUAGCCUUAAGCCUUUCAUCCUUAUUCUUCUCCUUUAUGAUUUCCUGGUUUAAUGAGUGAAUUUCUUGGGUAUA
Punica granatum (pomegranate) is the source of this 1969-nucleotide messenger RNA. The record is from RefSeq and is a predicted model, not a curated record. Lineage: Eukaryota; Viridiplantae; Streptophyta; Magnoliopsida; Myrtales; Lythraceae.